Caenorhabditis angaria is the source of this 1574-nucleotide messenger RNA. The record is from the annotation of a GenBank genome assembly. NCBI's taxonomy places the organism in Eukaryota, Metazoa, Nematoda, Chromadorea, Rhabditida, Rhabditidae.
AUGAAUAAAGUUAGUUUGACAGCUUUUUUUAGCAGUGAUAAUUUCAACUUUGAAAUGUAAUAUUUGCAGCCGUCUUCCAAUUGGUCCAGAAAAUGUUGUUAUUGUGAGAAAAGUUGCAAAGAGAACAAUAUGAGAAGCGUUCCGAGGAAUCAAAUUAUUCGUGGAAAAUAUAUCGAAAUUCUUGGAAAACGUUUCGCCAUGAAUUUGGAGACGAAAAAAAAUGCUUUCAUUUGUCGAACACAUUUUGAAAGAGACAUCAAAGUCCGGAAAACGGAUCAACUUCCAGUUAGAAUGAGUGAAGAAAAUGAAGAGAAAAAAGAUGAAAAUGAAGAGAAACAAGAAGCACAACAGAAUAUAAAACGAUGUUGUUAUUGUGAAAAAAGUGGAAAUCGUUCGGAGAUGACUGAAGUUACACGAAAUCGAGAACAAUUGAUUGAAUGGAUUCGAAUUCUUGGUCACAAAUUUUAUGAAAAUAUUAGCGGAAAAUCGACAAGAUAUAUUUGUCGGGAUCAUUUUGAGAAGAAUUUUAGUGAAAAAAGAUCUAAAUUUGAUUUGCCGAUUAGAAUGAAAGUUGAACAAGAGGUGAGAAUUUGGAGAUAAUUGCAAACAAACUUGAUAAUUUAUUUAAAUGUUUUUAGGAUGAAAAUCCACAAGAAAAUGAUGAAUUCGAAAUUCCUGAUGAUUUUGAUGAGGUUUACAGCAGAGGACAUGAUAUCAGGAGAAGAUUGUGCGAUUUUUGUGGAAUAUCCCAACCAAAGAAAGAAUUCAAAGUUUGUAAACCAACAAGUCGAGAUUUUGCAAGAUGGGUUGAGAUUAUUGGACCGAGAUUUGUUGAAAGAUCUACUCGGAAAAAAUGGAUUUUCAUCUGUGUAUCUCACCUUCAUUUGCUCAAGCAAAAACUUCUCGAUGAAAAUGAUCCGGAAUUGAGAAUGAAGACAAGAAGUCAGAAUAAGCGAAAAAUUGAAAAUGUAAGUCGCUAUGAAAUCUGGAGAAAAUAAAUUAGAAAUGGUUUUUGAAUGGGGAAAUCAGAAAAUGGCCACAUUCUAACAUUAUUUCUUUUUCUCACGUGAAUUUUCGAAAAAAAAAACCCCUCGGGAUACUGUAGAUUUGUGUGUCUGCAUUUCGUUGUGCAAACACCGCACACAUUGACGACACAAUUUUUUUUUCAGAGUUUCAAAGUUUCAGAACAGAGUGUUUUAUUACAGGAUGAAGUGAUUUGCGAGAAAAAAGUGAUUAAAAUUGAAGAAGAAGAGGAAUCUGUGGAAUCUCCAGUCAAACUUGAAUUGAAUGAAGAAAAGGAAAAAAUCGAAAUGCUAUUUCUGCCAGUGAAAGAGGAAAUAAUUGAAGAAGGAUUAGAGUUAGAUUCAAUUCAGGAAAUUAUGAAGAAAACCAUCGUUUGUUGCCGUUUCUGUGAUAUUGAAAUGAGUUCAAUUGAAAUGGUUGAAACUCCAACAAAUGUACAAGAUUUAUCAAAAUGGUGUCAAAUUUAUGGGGAAACAUUCACAGAAAAUGUUUUCAAAUAUUCAGAACCUCACUUUAUUUGUAUGUCUCAUGUUUUUGAGAAAAAUUGUUGA